UAUAAAUUAUCCGCCAUUUUGGACAAACCGCAUGCUCUAAUGCUGUAGCCUGCUAGCGAGUUAGUCUGAAUUUUAGCCAGGGCGAAUAGUCGUGUUUAAUCACAGGUCAAUAUGUUUGUUCUUGAGUCUUUCGGCUCGUAAAAAACGUCAAUAGAUUUAGCGGUGUAAUCCAGGUUGUUUUCCAGUUGAGUUUUUAAAACUACAUUCUCAACAUGAAGGGUAUAGUUGAAGAGCCCACCGACACCGAAAGUGCUGGUUUUGGGUGCGCUGUUACAAACCGCUUUGGUCAGCUUUUAGACGACGAGGCCGACCCGUUCGACAUCAUUCGCGAGGCUCAGGUGGAGAAGCAGAAGAAAAAGAAAAAAGAUGAGCCAAAAAAACCUGCUACUACAGAUAAACCUAUUAAGAAGGACUCCCAAAAGGACAGGAGAACUCCCUUGAGUGCUGGGGAAGGCGACAAUGCAGAAGUUAAAAGUUUACAUGGUAAGUCGAUGCGAUGGGUGAAGGCCGAGCUAGCUAAAGGUUGGACACGUUCUUGAUGUGAAGAUUGACAGCACGUGUCGGGUGUAUUGAAUGUGUAGGUAGCUGAACUUCAACAAUUGCAGCGUGACAUACUUUGCUUGCUAACUACACAUGACACACUAAUAAUAAAGAUACGCUCUUAUUGUCUGUCCUUCGCGUGUUCUAUGUAUGUGUUAUGGAACUCUGUAGGAUUGUGGACGUUCUGUUUUUAUCUGCUUUGGGGUAGUUAACUACUAGCUAGUCAGCAGUUAAAUUCGGUGCAACAUGGGGUUUGUUCUAGCUAGUUAAUUUUACUUGAAUCAGUGUUGCUUUCGUGAAAUUACUAACAAUUUAGUUAACUAUCAAGUAGGCUGCCGCUAAAUCGAUCACAUACAAGCUAGUUGAGUUUAGCUAGCUAUCGUUACAUAACAGGCCUUUGAAAGUAUCCACCUAGUUAGCUAGGAGGCUUGCCACACUAGCCAGCUAGCUAACGAUAGCUAAAACCUGGAUUUAGGUCACAAGACAACUGUACACGUUAGCCAUGUCUAAUUGUAACUUUUACACUGAACAAAAAUAUAAACGCAACAUGUAGUGUUGAAGUGACAUGAGCUGAAAAAACAACACUUUCCGUAUGCACAAAUGUUGUGCACAGCUUUGUUUACAUCCCAGUUAGUGGGAAUUUCUCCUUUGCCAAAAUAAUCCAUCCACCUGACAGGUGUGGCAUAUCAAGAAGCUGAUUAAACAGCAUGAUCAUUACACAGGUGCACCUUGUGCUGUGGACAAAAUACCUAUUUAAAAUGUGCUGAUUUGUCACAAUGCCAAAGAUGUCUCAAGUUGAGGGAGUGCAAUUGGCAUGCUGACUGCAGGCAUGGCCAACCGGGCUGUUGUCAGAGAAUUGAAUGCUAAUUUCUCUACCAUAAGCUGCCUCCAACAUCAUUUUAGAGAACUUGGCAGUAUGUCUAACUGGCCUCACAACCGCCUCCAUAUCCGGCUCCUAAACCUGUGGGGUAGGGUGCUGAGGAGUAUUUCUGUGUGUAAUAAAGCCCUUUUGUGGAGAAACUCAUUCUUAUUGGGUGGGCUGGGCUGCCAAGUGGAUGGGCCUAUUCCCAGCCAUGGCUGCACCCCUGCCCAGUCAUGUGAAAUUCAUAGAUUAGGGCCUAAAGAAUUUGUUUAAAUUGACAGGUUUCGGUACAUGAACUGUAACUUAGUAAAAUCUUUGAAAUUGUUUAUUUUUGUUCAGUAUAGCUACCAGUUAAACGGUAGAAACAAGCAAGCUGUGGCCUCGGGGAUAAUACCUAAGAUGUAUAUUUUGUUGUUUGCUAGCUAGUUCUUGUUUACAUUCUAGCUUGUUUUGUGUGUGUGUGUGGUGCUGCUUGCAUAAUUUGUCAUCUACAAUAAGCUUUAAUUUUAUGUGCAGGUCCGAAAUAUCCUCGAGGUGCACCUGGCCAUGUAGAGGAGCGACGAGUUGGCUUCCGUGAUCAAAGGCAGAACGACAGUGCAGCACCCCUCGGAUACUCUAUUGAAAGGUAGUUAUACACUAGAGGUGGGCAUUUUUCUGGUUUCACAUAUUAAAUGGACACUGGCUAUUCAAUAAUUCCCAUGUUUAUUUUCUAUGCUGACCCCGCUUUGCAGAUCUGAGAAUGGAUAGUUGUAUUCAAGUUGAAACUCCACCUGGCCCACCAGCACCCUUGGUGGAGCAGUCAUGCUUCUUACCCCCAUUCUAGUCUUCUCAUAUCAGCUAGGAUAGAACAAAGGCCUAUCGUUGGGGGCUAGAGAAUGUGUUUUGACUCUGACCACAAGGACUGUAAUAACUAACUACUCACUCUACCCCAACAGGCCUGUGGAUCAGGGUGAGCGUGCCGGAAGGGGCCGAGGUGGAGGCCGUGGAAGAGGAAUGCGCGGCGGCAACUUAAGAUCCACAGAUGGCUUUGACCAGAGAGGCAAGAGGGAGUUUGAGCGCCACAGUGGCAGUGAUAGGACGUAAGAACAAUACUCCUCACAUUACCCUUAAAUCAAUUUUGACAUGAAGUAGAGGUUGGUGACAUUUGCAUUUGCCUGUUGCAGUGGUGUGCGGCCGGAGGAGAAGCGGGGGGGCAGUGGUCCACGUAACUGGGGAUCCAUGAGGGACCACAUAAGGUGAGUAUGCACACUAGGACUGUUGGUGCAUGUGAGGAAUUUCAAUCAAAUUGUCACAAGCUUCGUUAACUACAGGUGUAGAUUAACAGUGAAAUGCUUACUUACAGGCCCUUCCAAAAAAAAAUACAAUUAACACCAGGAAUAAAUGCAUGAUGUAUAACGAUAACUGUGUACCAGUACCGAUUCGAUAUGCAGGGGUACGAGGUAGAUGUGUACAUAUAGGUAGGGAUAAAGUGACUAGGCAACAGGAUAGAUGAUAAACCGAUGAGUCAAGAGUUAGUGCAAAAAGGGUCAAUGCAACUCCUGGUCUAGUGGAUGCUAGUGACCUGUUGCCACCAAUCAAAUAUUUCACAUGGGUGGAGGUCCAGAGGUUUUCUGAAAAUGUUUCUGACUUGCAACAUGCUAGCUAGCAUAAGUUGCCACAUAGGCUACUUAAACGGAAAAAUACUAAAAUAAGAAUGCCCUUCAGAGGGAACGUGAUUUAGACUCUGACCUUAUCAAAUGCAAGCAUUAACAGCCAGUGCUCCCAUUCAAACACAUAAUCAGAUACUGAAGUUCCCCACACUUCCAAUAGUAGUCAACAAGAUGAGAUUUGGAAGGAUGGAACAAGAGCAAAGUUGUGACUUGUAUCUAGAAAAAAUAUAAAUUCAAGCCAAUGUACUCCUUUUUGAUUGAAUUAAAAAAAAGCCCUCAUUGAGUUGAACAACCAGCGCAUCUCGACAAGUGUUCGUCAUCUAAGAAAAUUGUCUUGCGUGAUUGUUACCAUAGUAAUACUGAUGCUUUUUUAGUGCAGUGGCUGAUGGGGCUCCCACUGAGGAGGGAGGUGACGGCGAUGAGGUGGCAGAGACUGGUGCAAAUCUGUGAGUGAGCCAAAUGUUUGACCAGCGCAGCACCACUAUUUAAUCUGAGACGUGCAAACAGUAUACAUGUAUAGCCUAAUUAUUUCUGCAAUACUCACUAGAUAUUUUAGACCAGGCUGUACAUACUCAGAACUCUGACAUUACCAUUUUAAAUACUCACAAUUUACUCUAGUUAUAGAAUUAGUUUUGGAGUGUUACAUUUUCCAAUGCCAUAGUAACCCAUUGCUUCUCUGCAGCGCCCCUGAGACUGAAGGUGAGGGGGAAGCAGCGGUGGAGGUUGCUGUGGAGAUGUCUCUGGAUGAGUGGAAAGCCCUGCAGGAACAGAACCGGCCCAAGAAGGAGUUCAAUCUGCGCAAGGCUGAUACCAUUGUGCCCUCUGACUCGGUAGUCAUCCACAAGUCCAAGAAACAGGUUGAGGUGAGGAAUCCUGGACCAAUGCUGCAAAUACAGGCUGCUUAGUCACUGCUUGUUCCUGUUCGGUACACCUCAUUGAAUUACAGCUAAGGUUGCAAAAGGAAGAGUGUAUAUUACCAGUAAAAAAAAUACUACCAGAAUUUGGGAACUUAAAUAUAUUUUUUAAAUAAAUAGAAUGACAAUGCUGUAGAACAUGAUCCUAAAUAUAACCAAUGAAAUUAGUGAAUACCACACCGCUUGUUUAAUAUGAGGGUUUCGGCAUGAAAUCCUUUAUUUUUACACACUUAUAUUUAUUUUAUAAUGUCCUUGUAAAUGUUUUGGUGAAAACUGGUUGCAGUUGUAAUGGAAGUAAAUGCUUGAAGACUUAAUUGAAAAAGAAUCCACUAGAAACUCAUGGACAUGGGUAUAAAGAUGAAGAAAUUAAUUAAUUAAUUUUUUUAUAUGAAUGUGUAAACAAAUGUUUAAGUAUAAGUUACCAUAGAUUACCUAUUUAAUUACCAAAAUUCAAGUACCUUUGGUAAAUUUACUGGUAGUUUUACAAUCUUAAUCACAGCGAACUGAUUUCUAUAACACCGUUUUUGUUUGCAUUGCCUGCUGAUUGUGCUUAUGCGUCUUGGUUCUGUGAAUCCACAGGAGCAAGUUGAGGAGGUUGUGGAGGAGGAUGACGCUGCAUCUCUCCGUCGCCCCGCCAAUGACAUCACGGCUAAACUGAAGAUUGACUUUGGCAGCCUUGGACGACCCUCACGGGGGACCAGAGGAAGAGGGGGGCGUGGACGAGGUGGCCCAGCCACACGGCCAGAGACCAUUUCUCCUCAGAAGCCUCCUGAAAAAGUAUGUCUGGACUGAAUGGGUCCUGUUGGCUAUACAUGAAGGGCUUCAAACCACAGUAGAGGGCAGCAAAGUGCACUGGUUUUCUUUAAUCCCUGGUGCCUUUUUCUGCUUGUGCCUCAUGCUAGAGUGAAUUUCACUACAAUUGCCUGUUGGGCUUUGUUCUUUACCCACGUCUUGAUGCAGGCAUCCCACUAAGUUGACUCUGAUUCUCCCCAGGCCCGGGUCCAGCAGGGACAGGCACCAAACCCUGAUGACCCAGAGGACUUCCCUGCCCUGGCCUAAAGGAAGACCAGCAUUGGACCAGAGCCCAGUCCUUAGGUGGCCCUUCACCUGUACUGUGCCUUAGUGGAAUGAGCUUAACUUCGCAAGAGGAGCAAAAAAAGAAACUGGUUUGCU
Coregonus sp. 'balchen' is the source of this 5138-nucleotide messenger RNA. NCBI's taxonomy places the organism in Eukaryota, Metazoa, Chordata, Actinopteri, Salmoniformes, Salmonidae. The record is from the annotation of a GenBank genome assembly.